CACCACUCAUCCCAUCGCAUAUCAGAUACCAGCAACAUGUCGUACACCAUCGCCGGCAAGAAGAUCCUCAACGAGCACCUCGCCCUAGGCAUCUUUGGCCUCUACGGUCUUGGUGGCUUUCUCGCUACCAGGGGAGGCAGUGAGCCCAAGCCUGCUGGAGGAGCUGCUGGAGGUCCCAAGUCGGUCGACCCACCCAUCAAUGCUGCUAGCUCUGACGAAGAGGCUUUCAUCAAGAAUUUCCUAGCAGAGGCAGAAGGACACGGUGACAAGAGCGGAGAGCGUCUCGUCUAAGCGUCUCCCCGGCCAAAUAAUUCAGUGAUGUUGGGCUCUUUGUAGACUGUCGUCUCCCACUUGUCAGCAAACAGCAAUACAGUGGAAUCGAUCAAGGAGAUGAGAUAAGAGACCGGAGAUAGGGCAGCGUGAAUGCACGAUGCUUGCUCGAAGCGAGAGGUGCAGCGCAUACAGAUUGGGUGAGGCACCUCUGAGCGUAUGGGUACUAAAAGUCUAGAUCCUCGUCCGGAUCCUCUUCAUCUUCCUCAUCAGCG
Messenger RNA from Microstroma glucosiphilum, 545 nucleotides. RefSeq lists its product as hypothetical. The transcript is spliced from 3 exons. Bases 37 to 291 code for a protein of 84 amino acids. Gene Ontology annotation, biological process: proton motive force-driven ATP synthesis. NCBI's taxonomy places the organism in Eukaryota, Fungi, Basidiomycota, Exobasidiomycetes, Microstromatales, Microstromataceae. The record is from RefSeq and is a predicted model, not a curated record.